GUGAAACCACAUUAUUUUUCAAGAUUUUGAUGUUUGUGGAUCCGAUCUCGAUUCCCCAAAGAAGCACAAGACUUUGUCGUUGUCUGGCAAGUUCUCCAAAUAGAAAAUAUUUUAUUUUGUACCAUGGUGUGAAUAAGAACUUGCUAUUUCCUAAUUAUAUUCUGGAACGGAAGCGACGGAAACACUCUUCAGCCAUUUUCUCCACAAGUAUGGGACUCUUUGGUUUAGGCUGGCCUGAAAUUGCCGUCGUUGUUGUUGUUGGUACCCUUAUUUUUGGACCAAAGAAAAUAUCAGAGCUUGGAAAAGAUUUAGGGAAAGUUGUGGGUAGUAUGAAACAGGCUACUAGCGAGUUUGCUGAAGGUAUGGAGGAAAGCUUAAAAGAAACUGAAGAACGGCGGAAAGGACAGAAGGCUUCUUCUGAAAGUGAUGAACAAAACAAAGUUCAAAGUAUCAACCCAAGUUUAAAGGAACAAGUUUAUGACGUCCACUGUGAAAAAUCGGAUAGUGAAAAGGAAACCAAAUACUAUUGAUGUUGUUCAUACGGACCUUUUUGACCGAUAAAGCUUUUUGUCUUGUUAACAGUUGGUUAUGUUUUGGUAUUUGGAGUGGUCCAUUGUAUUAUCUUCUGAAUGAUGAUAGUUUCUCAUAGAGAAACACUUUUAGGAAUAGAGUCGUAUUAUCCAACUCUCGUUCUCUGCACAUAAUAACUGAGCAAAAUUUAAUUAUUCUUACUUCUUCCAUCAUCCAUAAAUAUUGGAGUGUAGAAUACUUGCUAUAGUUAUCCAAUAUCAUCAGUUCUGUUUCAUUUGAUAUUUUGUUCGUAACUCAUUCUACUACAACCUGAUAAAUAAAGUUGCAGUGGAACAAUUGGUUAUUGGAAGUACAAAAUAGAUGGAAUGCAUUCCUCGGCGUUUUCUGUCAAUUUAAUAAUAAAUAGACAAAAAGAAGA
This is a messenger RNA of Galdieria sulphuraria, 949 nucleotides long. RefSeq names its product sec-independent protein translocase protein TatA. Lineage: Eukaryota; Rhodophyta; Bangiophyceae; Galdieriales; Galdieriaceae. Gene Ontology annotation, cellular component: membrane. Gene Ontology annotation, biological process: protein transport by the Tat complex. The transcript has a single exon. Bases 30 to 530 code for a protein of 166 amino acids. The record is from RefSeq and is a predicted model, not a curated record.